AUGUCCAACGUUUCUGGGCUGAGUCUGGGAAACGACACGGAAACCAUCUUUUUCUUGACUGAAGGAACAUCCACCUUCUCAAUGAUUGUAUCCACUGAUAGGGAAAGGCGUGUGAACAGGAACUUCUUACCCUGGAACAACCCAAAGAAUGUGGUGAGCGCCGAGACGAGAGAUGACGUUCUCUUCGUCAUCGACUGCAUCCUCUGUCCUCUUCUCACCGUCUGGGGGGUAACGGGUAACCUGAUGAGUCUCGCGGUACUCCUUCACCACAACAUGCGCGGCGCCGUCGACGUCUGUCUUGCGUCAUUGGCCGUCUCAGACUCCCUCUUCCUAGUCACCACGAUGAUCCGUCGAGCCAGAAGUAUCAUCGCCAAAUUCGACUACCUGGCUGCCGAAUGGUACAACGCGCGUCUCUUCAACUCGAUGUUUUACCUUAAUCUGGUCUUCAGCCGAGUCAGUACCCUCCUCACCAUCUUGAUCACGCUAAACCGGUUUAUCGCCGUUGUGUUCCCUCUGAAAGCCAAAUCCUGGUGUACACGUCAUCGAAUGCUCUGGGCUGUCGCGGGAAUUUACGUUAGUUGUAUCCUGGUAAUACUUCCUACCUCUUUGUAUUACGAGGUUGCCGAAGUGUACGACUCUAAUCUGAAUGCGACUAAGCCGUACUUGGCUCGCUCGGCUCUCUACAUUGCCAACCACGGCUUUAUGUUAGCUUACUCUCGCUCUUUCCUAACCAUCACAUUCCGCUACAUUCCCGCCGUCGUCAUCCUCGUCCUGAACACUACAAUUGUCGUCACUAUCAAAAGAACAUCCGAGCUGCGCCUGAAGAUGAGCGAAGGCCGGGUUACCCGGAUGUUGCUCGUCAUCUCCUUAAUCUUUCUGGUCUGUCUUAUCCCCGGCUGCGCCAUACUCCUCGGAUCCACCCUCAACGUGCACUUUCAGUUCAUGAACACCUACCACAACCUGUUUAUGAUGCUCAGUGGGAUAGCCCUUCUGUGCGAAGUUGUCAAUUCCUCUGUCAACUUCAUCGUAUACAUGGCCUUAAGCAAAACUUUCUCAGCAACGUAUCGAAAACUCUUCUGCUGCUUCUGCAAGAGCUUUCCAAAGAAGAAUCUCAGCAAGACAUCGGAGGUUUACACAGUCGAUACACAUGCCUCAUCUAGUAUAUCAAGAGUUUCUUAA
This is a messenger RNA of Liolophura sinensis, 1179 nucleotides long. Its product is annotated as somatostatin receptor type 4-like. Gene Ontology annotation, cellular component: membrane. Gene Ontology annotation, molecular function: G protein-coupled receptor activity. NCBI's taxonomy places the organism in Eukaryota, Metazoa, Mollusca, Polyplacophora, Chitonida, Chitonidae. The transcript has 3 exons. The record is from RefSeq and is a predicted model, not a curated record. Bases 1 to 1179 code for a protein of 392 amino acids. Gene Ontology annotation, biological process: G protein-coupled receptor signaling pathway.